UCCUCCGAGACGGUCGGAAGUGGUGAGGCGGCUCCGGGGGCCGUUGUUCAGUGCCCGGGCUGUCUGAGGAGGUUCUGGGUCUGUGGCUGGUUCGUCCGCUCGGCGUUUUUCCUCGGUUCCCGGGAAAGCUAGAGAUGGCUGAAUUUCAAGGUGACCAGGACACUCGACUGUGUGACAACUGCAAAAAAGAAAUUCCUGUGUUUAACUUUACCAUCCAUGAGAUCCACUGUCAAAGGAACAUUGGUAUGUGUCCUAUCUGCAAGGAACCAUUUCCCAAAUCUGACAUGGAGACUCACAUGGCUACAGAACACUGUCAGGUGACCUGCAAAUGUAACAAGAAGUUGGAGAAGAGGCAGUUAAAGAAGCAUGAGGAGAUUGAGUGUCCUCUACGGCUUGCCCUUUGCCAGCACUGUGAUUUGGAACUUUCUGUUCUCAAGCUGAAGGACCAUGAAGAUUACUGUGGUGCCCGGACGGAGUUGUGUGGCAAUUGUGGGCGCAAUGUCUUGGUGAAAGAUUUGAAGACUCACCCUGACGUUUGUGGGAGAGAUGGACAGGAGAAGAGAGACGAGGUUGCCAUGCCAUCUAAUGCAUAUGAUGAAUCUUGGGGUCAAGAUGGGAUCUGGAUUGCAUCCCAACUCAGACAAAUGGAAGCUCUGGACCCACCCAUAAGGCUACCUCGAAGGCCCCUGAGAGCCUUUGAAUCUGACCUUUUCCAUACCAGGACCACCAACCAAAGGAGCGUGACAGCCCGGUUUCCAAUUCAGAAUAAUCUACUGGAAGAACAAGAAAGGCAGGAAAGGAAUAGAAGCCGACGGACCCCCAAAGAGGGUGGUGAAGACAGUGCGAACUUGGACUUCAUGUUGGCCCUAAGUCUGCAGAAUGAAGGCCAGGCCCCCAGCAUGGCAGAGCAGGACUUCUGGAGGGUCAUAUGUGAGGCAGACCAGUCCCGUGAAGGUCCCAAUGCUCUGGAUGACAUAAGGGGUGCGGCUGACGAGACCAUGUUGCCUUGUGAAUUUUGUGAGGAGCUCUACCCAGAGGACCUGCUGAUUGACCAUCAGACAAGCUGUAACCCUCCAUGUGCCUUACCUCCGCUCAGUGUGGGCAGAACUUCCCCCAAAGGGGUGGAGGACCCUGAGGUCAUCUUCCAGAAGUUAAUGCAGCAGGCUGCGAGUAACCAGUUUGACUCUCUGAUGGGGCUAAGCAGCUCGCCUCCUGUGGAGGACAGCGUCAUCAUCCCGUGUGAAUUCUGCGGGGUGCAGCUGGAAGAGGAGGUGCUGUUCCAUCACCAGGACCAGUGUGACCAGCGCCCAGCCACAACAAACAGCCAUGUGUCAGAGGGGAUUCCUAGACCGGAUUUCCAGCCUCAAGAGACCUCACCAGAGCUGCCCAAGAGGCGUGUCAGACACCAGGGAGACCUGUCCUCUGGUUACAUGGAUGAUCUCAAGCAGAAAACGGCUAAAGGGCCCACCUACCCUCUUCCCCCCAGCAGACCCACUAGCAAUAUGACAGCUACUUCGAACUGCCUGUCAACAUCCACGUCAGGCACCAGGACUGCGUGCCAGCCCAGCCCUCCUCGCGCACCAAAGCUCAACAACUCAGACAGCCAGGGCACGCGGGGCUGCAGUCGGAGCAGCCGGAACGGGGCCUUGGCCCCUGGGCACGUUCCAGCCAUUCACCCUGUUCGGAGUCUUUACCCAGAAAACCUUGUGCCCUCUUUCCCUCGUGGGCCUUCAGGGAGGUACGGAGCAAGUGGUAGGAGUGAAGGUGGCAGGAAUCCCCGGGGCACCCCCACAACCACCAACUUCCGCAACAGGACUGCAAAGGCAAAAGCCCCCAAGCAUCAGGGAGCUGGAGACGCGGAGGAGGGGGAGGAGGAGUAGCGGCGUCUGCAGACAGCCUGCGUGUUGGUUCUGCCUCCUCUACACAACUCGCUGCGCUGCAGCCCCGCUCCUCGAGCUCUGCAGGAAGGGGCGAUCUUACAGAUUUUAACUUUUUCUAGGUUAUGGCCAUUUUGUGUCUUUUGAGAUUGUGCUGUGGGAGUUUGGGGGUUUGAGGGAGGAGGGUUAGCAGGGAGGCUGUUGAGAAUGUUUCAGCUUUAGCUGCUGCCUUUUGGCAGCACAGAAAUGUAAGUUACCACCUCUCAGCCCACCAGGGCUCCAUCUUUUGACAUACUGUCACCGCUGCUUCUUGGUGCUGUGUGGUCCUGGUGGAAGGAAGAGAGGGUUCUGGGAACCUGGUACCCACCAGUGAGGUGAUGUUCGUCCCUGCGGGGGCCUAAAUUUGGGAACGUUUGGGUAACCUCUCCUGUAUGCUGCCCAUCCCCACUCUAGAAUUUGGGCCCCUGGUAUGUGUGGAGGAGCUUUGGUAAAGUGUUCAGGCCAGUUGCAAUAUGUGUUAGGAGCACGGCUUUUGGAGAUGAGCUGAGGUGUAGGUGAGUGGAUUAGGUGUUUUGUUUUAAUCUGCUUCUCUGGCAUUUGGCAUCACUGCCGUUUGUUUCUGAUGGGGAGCACGCUUCUUCAUCUUCGCUGCCUUCUGUUGGAGGAGGCCGGGGGCUCGCUUUCCCCCUCAGGGCCGUGCCGGGUUCUGCCCUAAUCUGAACUGAGGCCCAAGCUCUUGGCUUGCUCUGAAGACCAAGUGUCAGAGCCCCCUCCCCCUCUUUUAAUUUUACUAUUAUUAUUAACAUCCUUGUAAUAGAAAUAAAGUUUGUACUUGGAGUUCA
Molecule: messenger RNA, 2719 nt
Organism: Vicugna pacos (alpaca)
Lineage: Eukaryota; Metazoa; Chordata; Mammalia; Artiodactyla; Camelidae
Gene: TRAFD1
Product: TRAF-type zinc finger domain containing 1
Biological process (GO): negative regulation of innate immune response
Cellular component (GO): mitochondrion
Source: RefSeq, a predicted model, not a curated record